AUGCGCACAGGCGCGCCGGGCCUGGGAGGCGGAGAGUCGGGCGGCCGCGGCGUGGCAGAGGGUGAAGCCCGGCCUCGGCCCCUGCAGCGGAGGUGGAGUAAUCGACGCCUGCUGUCUAAAAGCUCAGGAUGCAGAGAGCCGCUCACAAAGAGAGAGUGCUGGCUCUUCCUCCCAGAGCCUGCAGGAAGCCACCGGCUACCGCCAGCCCACCCAGGGCCUCAGUACACUGGCCAAGUGAAAAUUGGACAGGCCGAGACCGAGCGCAGACAGCUGCAGGAGCGUGUGGAUGGACUCCGAGCGUCCAUGUCAGACGGGAAGCGUAACAUCGGCGUGCUCACGGAGCGUGUGCAGACACUGCAGUCAGAACUGACCCAGAGUCAGCUGCGCAGGUCUGAGCUGGAGGCGGAGCUACACAACACACAGGAGGCUCUGCGACUGAAGUCCGACAGUCUGACCGAAGCCCAGCGCAGUCUACAGUCUGCGCAGACGGACAGAGCGUCUGCAGAGGAGCGUCUGCGCAGCCUACAGAGAGCCGUGGCCUUACUGGAGACCGAGAAGAGAGACGCAGAGAGGCAGGCCGUCCGGCUGGAGAAAGACAAGGCCGCGCUGAGAAACACGCUGGAUAAGGUGGAGCGCCAGAAGCUGAAGACGGAGGAGAGCAGCAUGCGUCUGUGUGCGGAGAAGGGCCGUCUGGAUCGCUCGCUCAACACCGUCGAACAGGAGCUGCAGGACGCACAGAGACAGAUCGUGCUGCUGCAGGUACGCCAACAUCCGCUCGCUCGCAGGCUAACGCUAAUCACGAGCUGCGCUAACCGUGUCACCCUAUAACGUGUGUGUGAUGUUUCUCAUCGCUGUAAGGGAGAGUUGUGCGGCGUCAGACAGAAGAUUGCGUUGUGUCUGGUGAGUGAAGGCCUGUAGUUAUCCGCGGUGUGAGCGGGGCUGGAGAACAGCUCGUGUUUGUGUUUAACACGCUUCAUUAGAUUAGGCUCGCCGUGGUGCUGGGGAUGCUAUGGUUUCUGCUGUUGCUGUGGUGACGG
This is a messenger RNA of Cyprinus carpio (common carp), 1037 nucleotides long. RefSeq names its product rootletin-like. NCBI's taxonomy places the organism in Eukaryota, Metazoa, Chordata, Actinopteri, Cypriniformes, Cyprinidae. The record is from RefSeq and is a predicted model, not a curated record. The coding region runs from base 1 to 828 and encodes 275 amino acids. The transcript has 5 exons.